CAGAAAAUUAAUCCACCCAAAUUAUGGUCCAAAAUUUUAAAUAUGAAUUGGUCCCCAACAACAGCUUUAGCCUGCGUGAAUUAGUUGCGACGUUCAUACAUCACUGUGCGCCAAUACAGUAAAUUCUCCUAUUUAUAUCCUCUGCCACCACUCCCAAAUUCUCUUCAUCACCAUUUCAAUUCAAAAUCCAUGGCAAUUUUAGCUAUUUUCUUUCUGGGUUUUCUCGCAAUCCUCUCCCCUGUUCACGGCAGAGGCGGCCGCGGCGGCGGAGCUGGUUGGAGAAACGCCCAUGCAACCUUCUACGGCGGCGGCGAUGCAUCUGGAACAAUGGGUGGAGCUUGUGGAUAUGGGAAUUUAUACAGUCAAGGGUAUGGUACAAACACAGCAGCGCUAAGUACAGCUAUGUUCAACAAUGGUUUAAGCUGUGGCUCUUGCUUUGCGAUUAAAUGCGUAAACGACGCUAAAUGGUGUUUGCCGGCGACCAUUGUCGUCACCGCCACCAACUUCUGCCCACCGAACAACGCCUUACCUAACAACAACGGCGGGUGGUGCAACCCUCCAAACCACCACUUCGACCUUUCUCAGCCUGUCUUUCAACACAUUGCCCAAUUCAAAGCCGGAAUCGUCCCUGUUGCUUACAGAAGGGUACCAUGUCGGAGAAGGGGUGGAAUUAGGUUUCAGAUAAAUGGGCACUCGUACUUCAAUCUGGUGUUGAUUACAAACGUGGGUGGCGCCGGUGACGUUCAUGCGGUGGCGGUCAAAGGGUCAAGGACAGGGUGGCAGCAAAUGUCUCGGAACUGGGGGCAAAAUUGGCAAUCCAACUCUUACCUAAACGGGCAGUCUUUAUCCUUUAAGGUCACCACAAGUGAUGGUCGAACUGUCGUGUCUUACAAUGUUGCCCCUGCCCGUUGGUCCUUCGGUCAGACCUUCAGUGGUGCCCAGUUUCACUGAAAAGACAUAUCUACCCUCCAUACCUAAUACGGUAGCGGCAUAUAAAUUAUUAUUUAGUUACUGCUACAAUUUAUGACUCAUAGGGGCUUAUUUUAGAAAAGGUCAAUUUGGUCAUUUUGGUUUUUAAUAUGGUACCCGAGGGCUAAGGGUACCUCUAUUUUUUCUAAAAUUAAAGCAAGGGGAGGGCAGUGGUGGACUUUAACCACCCGCUAGUAGUACUGUAGUGGUAGUAGUUGACUAAAUGUCCUUAUUUGUAAUGGCUUUUAUUGUUGAGGUAGUAGGUUGUAAAUUCAUGUUUUUUUAUGUUGGUAAUGGAAAGUGACUCGUUUAUUACUAUGUUAUUUUUGUUGGUG
This is a messenger RNA of Lactuca saligna, 1304 nucleotides long. The record is from the annotation of a GenBank genome assembly. NCBI's taxonomy places the organism in Eukaryota, Viridiplantae, Streptophyta, Magnoliopsida, Asterales, Asteraceae.